ACGCGCAAAAGGUGGCGUCGCUGUCGCGCUGUGGUGACGAUCCCACUUCAUUCCUGCUGUCAUCUACCUCUGCUACACAGCGUACAGCUGUUGAGCAGACCUGCUGAGAUCUGGAUGGCUCCUCCACAACUUCUCUUCCCACUGGCUGAAGCAGAGCUGGGAAAAAAAAAUGGAGUCAGUAACAAUCUCCAACAUAGAUUCAGGACAGAAAUAGAAGCUUUCUAGAAGUUGAGGAUUACAGCCAUCAGCAGUAGGUAGAUCUGCGACUUUAAUCCCUUCCCUGCCUUCCUCAGACAGAUUUCAGAAUAGCACAAUGGUUAGUGAGUUGUCUCCGUUAAAUCUCAGAGAUGUAAUACAAAACAGUUCUUGGCAAAGGAAGAGUGAUUUCUACAAAUACUUGCACAUCAGUGUGUUUUAAUAUAUUUCUGAUGCUACGGUUCCACUCAAACAUCAAGUUUCUUUCUAUUCCUCUCAAAAAACUAAAUGGUAGCACAUUUUUUAUGAGUUUCCCCAAAACUUCUCUAUGGCAUCUGAUGAACCAAUCCCAAGGAAAUGGACUGAUCGAAUUCACAACUCACUGUGGCCAUUCCAAGGAGUGAGAUGAAUAAAAAAACCCAUUUGCUUUCACGGGUCUAUUCGUAUGGUACAGGGUACUUAAGACUUCUCAGCUGAAAUCUCGCUUUUGUUUUUAAAACAGAAAUCCAUUACACACAACAGUUCAGUCAUUCAGGGUUCAGCCAUUUCAAAUGUGCUCAGUAUCUUCAGGGGAUUCAAAUUAACUCGGGACUUACGAAACCGGUAUGAAUUUCAUACCAUUGAGCUCAAAGGGGGGAGGGAGCGGGUUAAGUGUGCGGGUUUCGUUUUUGAAAAUGGAAAGGUCAUGGAUUAUUUUUUAAAUGAAUAAGCUCCAGGGAGCAAUUAAAAAAAAUAUAUGUAGAUUUUAACCUGUCUAAUUUGAAAAAGCCACUACAGCAGUCCAAAUCUGUUAACCUCACUUGGCUCACAUCCUGUUCCUGAACUCCCCUUUCCUUUCUCAGACUUCCUCUGAAAUUUAAGGACUAAACCACAGAUAGACUGAAAAUAUUUUGCUGCAAGUUAACAACCCUUCAUGAAAUUCCCAAGAAUGGAAAAAAAUAUGGCAUUAGAAGGAAUGAAAUGAACAUUGCACUUAAUUUUAUGUAAUAUCAUUACAACUUCCUUAAAAAAGAAAGAAAAAAUCUGAUCUAAUUUCCUUAUCUCUCCCUCUGUUUCACACUUCAUAAUUUUUUACAAGGGUAACCAUCGAUACAUAGAAUUCUUUAAAUCAAAACCCAGACUUUUGCUGAAAAUCUUUUUUUUUUCUGGCUUGGACUUAAAGUCUCCAAAACUAAUAUUGCUGGAUGUCAGCAUUACAGCACUGCCAUCAGAGUCCUGCACCUACUGAUUCCAUGGCAGUGACCUGGCUGGGGUCUAUAAGGAAGCAUCAGGUCUAAAUGAUUAAUUUUAAAUAUUACUUUCAUGUAAACAGCUAAAGAAGUAAGUGAAGCUAUCAUUUCUAUUCUGGUGACUUCCUAAAAGGUACUUUGCACUAUAGCAACUGUAGGAAACAAUAAAAGCAGCAGGUUGUGGUUUGUUUUAUUUUUGUUUUGUAAGCUGCAGAUUUGUGUAACACUGCAAUACUGAAAAUGCUGAAAUAUUGAAAAAGAUAUUUCACUAUUACACUUCAAUUCACCACUCUUUCCUGUAUAAUUACAUGGAUUUUCUUUAAUGGCAAAAAUUAGUUAAGGUACUGACAACGCCUUUCUUGUCUGCCACACUGAUGUAUAUAUACAUUUCUACAGUUUCACCUGGCUAGGACAGUUGAACAAGACUUUUAGUACAGAAGGAAAAUUGCAUCAGUUUGAUAGUGAGGGACACGGCAGACUGCUGGAGGCCCUUGCUUUGCUGUUUUCUACAAAAAGAUCACUUUAGAUAGUUCAAAUGCAUUUUAAAACCAGCAGGUAAAAGCAAUUUUCCACAAGAGAGCAGCACAUUAAGCAGUGAAUGCUGAAGCAUGUUUCCUAACAGAUGGAUUUUUAAGGCUUAGCUUCAGAUGUAAGUGUUAAGGAGUAACGUAGCUGCUACAGAAUAGAACCUUUGCUUUGCAUGCUGGUCUCCACAGCUGUAAACAACUCGUCGGAACAGUAACAGCAGAUCGUCUAACGGCCCAGUUGAAAGGAAGGAAGAGGAAUGAAUCUUACGAUUGCAUCUAGAUUUUUAUCUGACAAAUUCAGAUGAGUUAUUUUUCGCAGGUGCUGUCCCAGGUCCUCCUCCCUGCGGUUCCUGUGGCCGAGGCACCUGGCGAUGAGGUCCGUGGUCAGCCGCACCAUGGCUGCGCAGCAGGCCGAGCCACGCUUCCCCUCGGACUGCCGCACAGCAGCUCUGGGACAGACAGGCUGGACGUUCGUGCCUACAAAACAAAGAGCAAAGUGUCGGGCUGCUCAAACACAGCUGAUGUGCGUAUUCCAGGUGUGGUGCUUCUCCAUGGGAACCGAGGCACCUGAGCAGUGCUGCUUUGUGGGGAGCUGGGGGAAAGUGACGAUGAAAGCCGUAAGGUCAGAAGGAACUCCCUUGCUUGCUAAGCAAGGAUGUUUCAGCUUUUAUCUUUAUUUUUUUUUUAAUAAAAGUAGGAGAAGACAGAAAGCAAGAAGGACGCUAUUUCUUUUCACUGAGAGCUGUACUUCUUUCUUGAUUGUUUUACGCGACAAGCCCUCCCAGAGCAAGCAGUACGGCGGCGGGACGAGCCGGGCUGCCGGCAGCGGCGGGUGUGGGACCGCUCGGCCCCGGCUCCCUCAGCCGCCGUGUGACACCGAGCCCCACACGGCACAGGGACCGCCGCGACCCGUGGGACGGCUGCUUGUGCGGCUCCGCCCGCAGCACAGCGGGGCCGGGGCAGGCAGAAAGGGACAGGGUCCGCUCCCAAGAGGAAUCCCGGCCUCGCUCCCCCCUCACCUCCCGGCCCGGAGGGGAAUGAGGCAGCGCUCCAGCCGCCACCGCCGGCGGUUGCCACGGCAACCAAACGCCAACAGCGUGAGGGAGGGGAUCGAUCCCGCUGCGCCCAACCAGCGCCGGGAGGAGAGCGGAGGCGGGAAUAGGGCCGCGGCUGCGUGCCAGAGGUGCCUCCCGCCUCCCCUCAGCGCGGCAAGACGUGCGGCGCACCUCAGAGCCUCCAGAAGAGCCCGUCGCAACCGGAGGCCCUCGCAGGAAAAGCUUUGAAGCUUGUUAAAACAAACGGGUGGUGAAUAGCACCGCUGCGAAGAACUCAGCGUCUCGUUGGUAUUGUGGUAACGUGGUGUGCCCUGGAGUGUAGGUGCAGGCUUCACACCUCGUGUGCCCCCUGUCUUGUGGUGUGCCUGCAGUGCCAAGUCCUGGCGACAGCAAAGCUACAGCUUGUACGUUUUAUCCAUCUUUUUGAUACCCUUUUAGAUGAAUGAGUUAAUUGCUGAUGGGAAGGGGGCUGCGCUGCUAUCCACAGUGACCUCAGCAGCAGCCUCAUGAAGUCUAAGUCCUGGAGUGGGGAGGAGCAGCCCCAGGACAGGUGGGGCAAAGCUCUUCUGUGCUGUGCAGGUGAUGGAGCACUGGCACAGGGGCAGCUGUGAAGUCUCCUCUAUGGAAAUAUCUAGAAGCUGCCUGGAUGUGGUCCUGGACGCUCUGCUUGAGCCAGUGACCUCCAGAGAUGCCUUCCAAUGUCGACCAGUCUGUGAUUCUGGGAAUUAGGCACGUGAGUAGAAUCAUAGAAUCCUUAGGGUAGAAAUGGUCUGGAUGGCCUCUGAAGGCCUCUGAAGGCCAUCUAGUCCAACUCCCUUGCAAUGAACAGGGACAUCACGGCCAGAUCAUGUUGCCCAGGGCCUGAUCCACCCUCACCUUUUAAGUCUCCAGGGAUGGGGCAUCAACCAUAUCACUGGGUAACCUGAUCCAGUGCCUCACCACCCUAACUGCAAAAGACUUUUUCCUUAUAUCUAACCUAAAUCUACCCCCCCUAAGCUUGAAGCCAUUUCGCCUUGUUCUAUUGCCACAGGUCCUUCUGAAGAGUUUGUCCCCUUCUUUCCUGUAGCCCCCUGUUAGAUACUGAAAGGCUGCUAUCAGGUCACCUCACAGUCUUCUCCAGGCUGAAGAGUCCCAGCUCUCUCAGCCUGUCCUCAUAGGAAAGGUGAUCCAUCCCUUGGAUCAUUUUUGUGGCCCUCCUCUGGACAUGCUCCAUCAGCUCCACAUCUCUUCUGUACUGAGGACUCCACAUCUGGACAUUUGAGUAACAUCACAUCUGAGUAACUCAGUCCCUCAUCAACCCAUGAUCUGGCUGCCAGAGGGACAGCAGGAGCAGUGCAGGGGGCAUUACAGAUGUGGGGAAAGACCUCCAGGUAUGACCAACUACUUAGUUACAGUCAUCAGGGAGUAAAAUGCUACUGGUAAGGCAUCAUUAUUUUCUGCUGCUCACAAAUAAUAAUUCUGGUAAACACAUAGUUUUCUCAGUAAUAAAGUUUUGUCUUCAUGUCCAGUUCUGAAAUGGGUGUAUUCUGCUAUAACUCGUUGAUAUUUCUGUUCUGGAAGUGGUUCAGUUGAGACACCUACCUGGAAUAAUUACUUAGAUAAAGCCAUAACCUUGUGUACAGUGUUUCAUGUCCUUGGACUCGUUCUGUUGCAUGACAACUACUUGAUGACAACUGGAUUCUUGAUUUUAUUUAAGCAGGAUCUCUUGCAUGCAUUCUUGCAGAGAUUGUGCAUUCAAAGCUAAGGUCAUUUUUCUUCCCUGCAUUGGCCAUGUUUGAGCAGCACUGCAUUGGAGUUCUUUCCCUGCAGUGCAUUCUGCUAAGCAUCCUUCCAGCGAGGGUUACCUGAUCUUCACCAGAGAGUUGUCAGUGCUUGGCUUUAUUCCUUUUUCUAUAUAACUUCUGUUUGCGAUUUGAUUAACACUUUUGCCGAUACUGACUGCUGCUAUCAAUAGAACUGUGUGAGCCUAAGCAAAAGCAGAGCUGUGACAGGAAAUCCCUGAAGUGACUAAAGGAAAUAGGUAACAGGCUCGCUGGUACAGAAGUUUCCAAAAUGAUUUCUGCAAUUAAAACAGGUACAACACCAGAGAAAGCCUCAAGACCAAUAUGGAUAAUUAUUAUUACACAACUUUAAGGUCUAUUAUUACUACAAAACUAUUACCAUCAUUAUUGGCUUUUUUGACCUUGACCUACGAAGUCCUUGCCUGUAAGACUGAGCACAGAGAUUUAAAAAUAUUUUCCCCACGUGACACAAGAAGAAUCCAUCUAUGCAGUAUCUAUAUAGAGAGACCAAGAAGUGAAAUAUCCUCUGUGCACUUCCCGGCAUUAAAAUCUAUUACAGCCUGAAAGUAAAAGUGAAGCUAUUGGAAAACUAUAUGCUCGUUAUAAAUGUCUUGAUGGUGUUUAUAAUGGGUCUUCAAUAACAUUGCAUUUUACCUCCAGAAGAGACUACAAUGUUGAUUCAGUCUCCAAAGGUGAGUGAGAGUAAAAAUUCAGAACAUACUUUUACAGUUCUCACCAUAGAGAGAAUAGCCAUGAAUCGCGCUGCCGCUUAUCACCAGCCAGAGCUGUAGAAGACAACAGCUUUCCAUGUAGUGUUGUGAAGUUUGAUACAUGCACCAGAAAGUGAAAGUAAUAUGCUGCUAAUACUCAGCAGUCAGAAGGUGUACCGGCCUCAGCAUUACUUUGUCAAACACUGCAUAGAGGGUGAAUGUGAGUAUUCACGUGGCCAUUCGUUGUUCUUAGAUAGCUUUAAGUAUUAUUUACCCAUUGCUUGUCCCUGGCUUUCACACAAGGAUUUGUUAAACCUCCCACUUUGUAAAACCAGCCACUUCAGAAUUUUACCCAGUUGUCGUAAGAUCUUUUUUAAAGGAAAGGUAAACAUUCCACAGAAAUCAUCUGUUUAAUGAGAAGCUAUUUUCAAAUUUCUAACUCCAUACAGAAUAUCUAAACCUUACUGAAGCUGGAAGAAUAUCUGUGAUUUUUGUACCUCCACGCUUCUCCAGUUCUAUCUCCAGCUUUGUGGAACUCAGACUGGAAAUGUCUUCCUUAGGGAUGGAUAAAAAGCACAAGCUUAAUUCUAACCUCAAGUGAUAGGGGAAGUGGAUGCAACUUGUCUUCAGCUGGAGAGAAAGGUUCAGAUGGUUAUAAUUACUAAAGAUUGCUUGCCAUUAGAUGCAGGCACAUAAAUUAAUUUCCGUUUUUAAUACAGUAAUGCCACUGCAGUUCUACACAAGCCCUAAGGUAACUGCCUCUAAAACAAACAGCUAAAUUCACACAGGAAAUGAUGGACAAAUUACAUAGGAGCUGCCUGCAUGUUUCAGCUGGAAAUUAAGAGUUCCGAAAACAAUAUGUUUGUAAUCCUCUCAAAGGGCUAGAGCACUUCCUAUCUGAGAUGACAUAAGAGAUAAGCUACACAAAAGAAUAAACAAUCUUUGCUAAUACUAUUACUGAGAAGUGCUAGUAGAGGUAGUUAAUGUCUGACUAACUGAAGAUGCAGCGAUGACCUUUGGUUUAUAAAAUGAUGAUGCUCAGAUAUCCUUUUCAAUCUGUAUUUUUGAAAGGCUAAUGAUCAAUCUCACCAUUUCGGAGAGAAAAAACAGCACUUGCUUUGGCAAAAACGCUUGGCUCAAGUUUAUGCACUCCUGGUUUGUGGCCAGCCAGGAAGAAAACCCAAUUCUCCUGAGAUGGAGUCCUGUGACCCAUCCAGUGGACCGUGCUGCUUCCAGAGCAUUGUCGCUUUCAGAAAGCCCUCUAUGAAGCAAUUUUUCAUAAUCAAAAACAAACCAAACGUCACAGCAAAUAUUUCCUAUGUUAGAAGUUUCAUCUAAAGGUCAGAAUGUUUGCGAGUUACAUAUUUCCUCACAGAUAUUAUUCCUACGGCUCAUUAAAAAAAUAUACCCUGAGGAACAAUUUACUUCAUUAAUUCCUUAAAGGUUUCAGAUAAUUGUUUUUUAACUCUAGAAAAAUUCUUCAGCUAACCGGAGGUUCUCUGAUGUCUGUCCUCCAAGACUUGGCACCACCCAAAAAAAAUCCUACAUGCAAGCAAUUAAUCUCAUAUAUUAUCACCCCGUAUUUCAGUCAUUUUUCCCUGUCAAGCACCUGCACCCUUAAAACAAUGAUAACUCAAACUCUACUGCUGGUAUGAAAAUUUUGGCUAGUUUUGGAUUUGGUCUGGUAUUUGCUUUUAUCUUUUUAUCUUAAACUGGUUUACUGCAAAAACCAAACACAGUCCAAGUUCUACCAAGACACACGUGAUAGAGAUGCAGGACUAUGCCUUGUCUAUUGAAUAAGAAGUUUAAUUAGAAGGAAGUUUUUCACUCAGAGGGUGGUGACACAGUGGAACAGGUUGCCCAAGGAGGUUGUGGAUGCCCCAUCCCUGGAGGCAUUCAAGGCCAGGCUGGAUGUGGCUCUGGGCAGCCUGGUCUGGUGGUUGGUGACCCUGCACAUAGCAGGGGGGUUGGAACUCAAUGAUCAUUGUGGUCCCUUUCAACCCAGGCCAUUCUAUGACUCUGUUUGAUGUGGUGCACGCCAACUACUACUGAAGGCGAAAAAAAUGAGUGUCCCUUGUGAAAACAGAAGAGACACUGGAGGGAGUUUCCCAGAACACACUACAGGCUGACACUGAACAGAGGUGUUGUACCUUGUGUGCAACUGCAUGCUACUGCAGUAUCGAUAUCAAGUACUUUAUGAAUCAAGGAAUAGUUCUUCCAGCCUGAUGUGAAUGUGAGGCAAAUGACUACUUAAUAACUCGCAUGUUGCUCAAAAACAAAAGAAGACUAAGGUUAGCCAUUCCAUUUGCUUUUGUAUCAUGCUUGCUCUUGCCAUUUUCAGGAAAACGAACAGCUUUGAAUACUUAAAUACCACAACAUUUUUCUUCCACCUCCCACCAUCACUUCCAUGCUGGAAGAAACAAGAUUGUCCUCCCAUCUAAUCCUGACUAACUCCAAUUUGAAGUAUUUUUCCUGAACUGCUGAUUGCUGCUGCUUUAAAACUCUUGAUGAAUUUCUGCUUCGGGGUAUCUGUGUUUCCUUGCUGACUGAUGUUUCCAUUGUGUAACUUGCAUCUUAGCUUCAAACACACUGGAAUCCGUUUGAAUGAAAAGCCCCAAAUGAGUAAUAGCUAUUACAAUUUCCAGACCAAAACAAAAACAAAACCCGCAUCAAGGCAUAGUUAAGGUUGAAAAGGAAUAUUAGUUACUUAAGGUAUAAAGCAUAAUGGCAUAUUGUAUAAAGCAUGUUAUAAAUUAUCCCAAAAGUAAACAUUCCAAAAAACCCAGGAAACUCAGGAUUAAGGAUAAAAACUUAAAAGAAAUCCAAACAUCUUGAAUUAUUGAAAUGCAGUACGAAAGCCUCCAAAACAAACUUACAUCAGCCAUGCGGCGGCACCGUGUUAUAAGGCAACAAUUAUGAUUGAUGCAUUUCAGUAUCUGUGGCCCCAAAUGAGGCUGAUUCCUAUUUCAGAGAUACUGUUCUUUUUUCAUGAGGUUCCUUUGCAGGCAACAAGUGACCAUGACAAGCAAUAGGAGACAAGCAGGAGAAAAGUAACACUGUAGUAGCCUCACGUUAGUUUCACAGUUUCACUGUUUGUAAUUUGACUACCUAGAAAUGUAAAAGCUUCACUCAACUGUGAAGCUAGGAGCAAAAUAUUGCCAUCAGAGUGAGAAGAAACCAUUUCUGGCUGGACCAAUAAAACUAAACCAGUAAUAGUGCCAUUCCAUUUAAUAACUUGUUAAAAGAGAAACGAACGGCAUUAAAAUGUUAAACAUA
Gallus gallus (chicken) is the source of this 8773-nucleotide messenger RNA. RefSeq lists its product as uncharacterized. NCBI's taxonomy places the organism in Eukaryota, Metazoa, Chordata, Aves, Galliformes, Phasianidae. The record is from RefSeq and is a predicted model, not a curated record. The transcript has 4 exons. The coding region runs from base 2323 to 3234 and encodes 303 amino acids.